This is a messenger RNA of Lottia gigantea (owl limpet), 324 nucleotides long. RefSeq lists its product as hypothetical. Lineage: Eukaryota; Metazoa; Mollusca; Gastropoda; Lottiidae. The annotation marks the transcript as partial. The transcript has a single exon. The record is from RefSeq and is a predicted model, not a curated record.
UGCACAAGCCAUACAAAAUUAGCUUGUAUUAUACAAAAUCUAAAAAUUUGCACAAGCCAUACAAAAUUAGCUUGUAUUAUACAAAAUCUAAAAAUUUGCACAAGCCAUACAAAGUUAGCUUGUAUUAUACAAAAUCUAAAAAUUUGCACAAGCCAUACAAAAUUAGCUUGUAUUAUACAAAAUCUAAAAAUUUACACAAGCCAUACAAAAUUAGCUUGCAUUAUACAAAAUCUAAAAAUUUGCACAAGCCAUACAAAGUUAGCUUGUAUUAUACAAAAUCUAAAAAUUUACACAAGCCAUACAAAAUUUGAUAUUACCCUAUAA